Molecule: messenger RNA, 6610 nt
Organism: Seriola dumerili (greater amberjack)
Lineage: Eukaryota; Metazoa; Chordata; Actinopteri; Carangiformes; Carangidae
Gene: gse1b
Product: Gse1 coiled-coil protein
Exons: 16
Coding region: 224-3967 (1247 amino acids)
Source: RefSeq, a predicted model, not a curated record
GCUCCCAGCGGCUCGGCCGCCUCUCUUCUCCUCUCCCCGGCGCUCUGCUCUGCUCUGCUCUGCUCCGUCCCUGUGGCCUCGCUAGGCGUCGGAGCUUCCUGCGUGACAACAAAAGUGCCGAGUCUCUGUUCUCGACGGAGGGAUGGAUCCGCGCUUUCGCCGCUAACGGAGGGAGAAAUUUACAAAUUUAUGAACACUGGAAUAGCCCAUACUUGUUUGCGGCAUGAGCCAUGAGCCAAAGUCACCAUCGUUAGGAAUGAUCUCCACGGCGACCCGUACCACGGCGACGGUCAGCCCCCUCACCCCGUCACCUCUCAACGGUUCUAUUGUAGCCAAUGGAAGCCCGGCGACCCAGUCUGCUCACUCUGGAUUCGCUGCAGCCCUCCGUAAACUGGCAAAACAGGCCGAAGAACCUCGAGCUGCGUCCUCCAUCAGCAGUGAGUCCUCUCCAGUGUCCUCCCCGGCCACAAACCACAGCUCUCCAGUCAGUACACCCAAGAGGGGUCCCCUUGGUCCAGGGCCUGUCCUGGUUCCCCCAGCUGGCCACAGCGUGCCAAACACUCCACCUGUAGUCACCAUUGCUCCAACAAAGACUAGCAACGGCCUCUGGAGGAACGAGGGACGCCAGGCUGACUCGGGGCCUCGUGGGGCCAGCAGGGAACGUUUGGGUGCAGAGGGGACCCUCCCCCAGGAAAAGGGUGGCCCCUCAGUCCCUGCCCACCUCCUGGGAAACCCCUAUGCCUUUGGCCUCACCCCUGGUGCUGUCAUGCAGGAUUCACGUUUCCAGCCCCUUAAUCUGCCCAGACAGUUGCCUAAUGCAGUGCCCCCUGGUCCUGUACCAGAAGAGUACCUCCGUGGUUUCCGGCCCUAUGCCACGACUGAGGAUGCCCUCCGUAUGCCCUCUUUGCCCUUGGGCCUGGACCCUGCCACUGCAGCUGCUGCAGCUGCCUACUAUCACCCCAGCUACCUGCCCCACCCCUCCUUCACACCAUACAGGAUGGAUGACCCAUUCUGCCUCUCUGCUUUGAGGUCACCUUUCUAUUCGCUGCCAACAGGGGGAGCUUUACCCCCCAUCCAUCCCUCUGCUGUUCACAUGCACCUACCAGGGGUCCGCUACCCUGGAGAUUUCACACACCCUUCACUGUCAGCACUGCAGUCUGAGAGGCUUCAGCUGGAGGAUGAGCUGCGGCAGAGAGAGAGGGAGCGCGAACGAGAACGUGAGCGCGAAAAGGAGAGGGAGCGCGAGGCGGAGAGAGAGAAAGAGCGGGAGAGAGAACGGGAGAGGGAGAGAGAACGUGAGAAGGAGCUGGAGAGGGAGAGGGAGCGUGAGCGAGAAAGGGAGCGCGAGAGGGAACGGGAGAAGGAGAGAGAAAGAGAGAAGGAGCUGGAGAGGCAGAAGGAGAGAGCGCUGAGGGAGAAGGAGCUGCAGGCAUCCAAGGCCAUGGAGAGCCACUAUCUGGCUGAGCUCCAUGCCAUAAGGGGGCAGGAGGACCGAACCAAGCCUGAGAGACUCACCCCUAAUCGGGCUGAUAAAACCAAAGAGCCCGCCCUUCCAGCUCCCAAACCCGUACCGCCAGGACUACACUCUUCAAUGGUUCAAUCCCAUCAUCCCGUCCCUGGGUUGAUCUCAGGCCACGGUCUCUACAUGGGCCCCAGCGCUGUGGGGACUGGGCUCCCGGCCUCAAUGAUUGCUCAGAGGAACAAUGAGGAGGAGAGGUGGUUGGCACGGCAACGCAAGCUGCGGCAGGAGAAAGAGGAUCGUCAGUACCAGGUGUCUGAAUUCCGUCAGCAGGUUCUGGAGCAGCACUUGGACUUGGGCCGGCCAGCUGACGCACCAGAUCACAGGACAGACUCGCACAGACCCAUAACAAAUCACCAUGAACCAGGAAGCCGGGAUCUCCACCCUCACUUAGGCGCCCCUCCACCCCUCAUCUCCCCCAAACCUCCACAGCCACCACGUGAACACCACCCUCCGCCACCCACCACCCUGUGGAACCCUGCAUCUCUUAUAGAAACAGCCUCAGAGUCCAGACGUAACCACGAGCCCUCAGGGAUGGGACACUAUGAGCUCAGUCGGCUGCCCCCAGGGCCCUCCAAAUAUGAGGAUGGAGCCCGAAGGAGAGAUGGGGGAGCAAUGGAAAAGUAUCCCUCACUGAGAGGUCCUCCGGGCCUGACAGAGCCCAGCACAUUCCUAGCUGAUCUGGAGAAAUCCACCCAGUCCUUCUUCAGCCAGCAGAGGUCAUCGCUGUCCCUGUCUAGCCAGUAUGAACUGGAGGGAGCUGUGAAAAGCAAUGCUGGAAUAAAGAGCCUCCAGGGACACCCGGGGCACAGUAGGCAUGGACAGGGGCUAGGAAUAAUUGCCGGGCCAGGGAUGGGACAGGUAGCUACACUGGGGAUGGGCCCGGAGACGAUGCUGAUCUAUGAUGAGUACCUACAACAGCACCGAAGGCCUGUCAGCAAGCUGGACCUGGAGGAGAAGAGGAGAAGGGAGGCCAGGGAGAAAGGUUACUACUAUGAGCUGGAUGACUCAUAUGAUGAGAGUGAUGAGGAGGAGGUGAGAGCUCAUCUCAGGAGAGUAUCAGAGCAGCCCCCACUCAAACUAGAAGACUCCACAGAGAAAUUGGAAUUUCUGGGAGUGUUUGGCCUGACCACAGUGGGCCGGCGGGAUGAGCUGGUGCAGCAGAAGAGAAGGAAGAGGAGGAGGAUGCUCAGGGAGCGCAGCCCCUCACCACCUGCCUUGCAAUCAAAACGCACUCCUCCUCCGCCUCCUCCUCCUCCACAACUCAGCACGCGCUUCACCCCUGAGGAGAUGGACCGAGCGCCAGAGCUGGAGGAUAAGAAGCGGUUCCUCACCAUGUUCAGACUGUCCCAUGUCACUUUGCAGCAGAGAAGAGAUAAUGAAAGAGUGGUGGAGUUGCUUCAGGCCAUUAAAGAAAAGAGCGUAACCUUGGACACCAUCAGACAUGCCCCUCAUCCGCUGUGUAAGAGCCCUUCAGCACAGAGCUCUGAUUCUGCAUUUGCCCAGCCUCCCUCUGAAUCAGAGGACCACCACAAUGUCAGACCACAUAGCCCCUCCUCACAUUGCCCAGCGUCCCCCAAUGGCCAUCCAAAACCCCUUGGGGACACAUUAAGACCAAAGGAACCCCCUUCUCCAGCUGUCUAUCCAGACAAGGCCCGGGGGCCCAGUGAAGGACCGAUAUCUAAGAGGAGCUCCAGUCUGCUGAACAGCUUGCGGCCCCCACUCCCCCUUCAGGCUAAAGAGAGCCUUCACAGCGUCAAUGGACGCACCAAACCUUGGGACAGCUUCACCCCGGAGGAAUUUGCCCAGCAGUUCCACGAAUCUGUGCUUCAGUCCACUCAGAAAGCUCUUCAGAAACACAAAGGUGGAGCCACUGGGAUGUCGGAGUCAUCCCACCUCCAGGAGUCCUCUGUUCACUACAACAUUCCGGAGCUUCAGAGCACCCCUGGGCGACCACCGCAGCCACAUUCACAGUCUCACUCGAAUGCACAUUCAUUUCCCCAUCCGCUCUCACACUCUCAUCCUCAGUCCAACGGGCAGCACUUCUCAGUACCGCUACACCGGGAGGCCUCAGGGACGAGAGAGGACCUGUCUGGGCCAGAGGACUCUGAGGAAGAAGAGGAUGAGGAGGAAGAGGAGGGUCCUUCUUCCAAGUGGCAGGGGAUUGAAUCUAUAUUUGAAGCUUAUCAGGAAUAUGUUGAAGAGCAAAGUUUAGAGCGACAAGUGUUGCAGAGCCAGUGUCGAAGACUAGAAGCUCAGAACUACAACCUCAGUCUGACUGCUGAGCAGCUGUCGCAUAGCAUGGGGGAGUUGAUGUCCCAGAGACAGAAGCUGGCAGUAGAAAGGGAGAAGUUACAAGCAGAGCUGGAGCACUUCAGGAAGUGUUUGACGCUGCCACAGACACACUGGCCGAGAGGCAGCCAUUACAAGGGCUACCCACCCAGGUGACCCCAACACGCAGACCUGAUGGCCCCCAGGCCACCUCCCUUUUCAGACUGACACCCAGAGUUUAUUUUUCAUGGCCUGUUCCACAUGGCUCCACAGAGGAGAAUAUGGCGGGCCAGAUAAGAUGAAUGAAUGAAUGAUUGAUUGAAUUGAGUGAAUGGAAAGACGAAUGCACGGGAGACAGGACCAUUCAGUGAAGGACAGGCAGUCUUUGGAUUGUGGCCAGCCAGGGACUGCGCCACAAGCCACUAACGUGUGCCAAUGUAGCCAACCCCGAGAUCAGCGCGAGUAUAGGGCAGGAGUACCUGAAGAUCAACACAAACACACACAUGCACCUGCUUUUCACAUACUCUUCAGUCCCUGCUGCUCUAUUGUUCAGUCCCUGCAUCCCUCACCGCCACAUCUACACAGACAAUCCUGCCAAUGAGGGAGCAGCCGCCCCAGGAGGGGUGCCGUCAAGAGACUUGAAAGCUCCAAAUCUCCAAACGAAGGCUUCUGGCCAGUUGGGACUGAUUUUAUCACAGUGGCCACAUGAGCUUUUGAACUGGAAAUGCACUUAAGAAUAAAAGCUGAAGAACUACCUGGUGGUACUGUGUUACAACAAAGAACUGUUCAAAUUAGGGAAGAACUUAGAAAAUGCACAUUUUUUGGAAAGAAUUAAGGAAAUGUUUUAUUUCGAAAUAGAAAAUUUGAGAAUAAGAAUUUUAAAAGGUGCUUCGGCCUUGUAUUGUAUAUAAAAUGAAGACUUAAAAGAAUUUUGUAUGUUUUUAUUACUUUAAUCAUUGUUCUUUUAAAAGAAAAAGCCUGCCAUUUUUAUAUGUUUAUGCUUUUUGGGUUGGAAAAGAAAGCCUUGCUUUUAGUGUUUGUACUGCUGCUGGCCAGAACAGCUCAUUUUGAGACAUUUAACAGAGUGAGAGAAAACAGGAUGCACUCCUCCUCCUCUUACUCUCUCCUGGCACUGCGCAGCUGAGACCCAGCCACAGCCAUCUCAUCUGGCCUCUGAGCUCAGCAAAGCUUACUCAGAGGUCAUGAGACAUGGCUCCUGCCCUCUCAUCCCCCUUACUUCACAGCAACAUUUGUCUGUCUGUUUUGAUGCCCAUUUCAACAACUCCUCCAGUCAGCUUCACUGCUGCUGGCAUGACUAGUUAGCUUGUGAUAUUCUCAUACCAACUGGUUUCUCAUACAGAAACCAGUUGAAAUCCAGCGUCAAAAUUAGGAUUUUUUUGUUUGUUGUUUUCUUUUCUUUUCUUUUUUUUUUACUUGGGUCACUUGACUUACUUGAUUACUUUGUAAAGACAUGAAGAGUCUCUUAAGCAGCCAGCUGAUGAAACUGGUUCUUGAUGCUUUAUCCUACCAUUGGACCUUCACCUCACUUUGUAUGACAUUAUAUAGCAUUGGACUCAAACAAUAUGACGUUUUGAAUAAUGUUACGCCUUACAAGAUCAAGCCCUUAACAGCAGUCAUGAGAGGACACAGUGCCAAACUGAAAAACAAACAGUAGCAUCUUGGAUUCUUAAUUUUAAUUUGAGUUGCAAUUAGGUAGCCAAACAUUCAAACCAGAAUGGCCAUCUUCCACUGCUGAAAACCUUUGACCCCACUCAUCUCCUUCCUGCAUUUCCCCAUUGUUUAGGACCCUUGCUAUCCAAAGUUGCCAAUGUUAUAAAUAGACUGGAAAUCACACAAAAGUUUGAUUCAAACAGGGCAUUUCCUAGUACAUAUAAAAUCAGAGAGGUUUGAUCUACCUGGCCUCAUACCUGUUUACAGCCUGUCUGCCCUCAUCCUCCUUGUCAGCUCUGCCCUGAGAUUCUGCCAGUUUUACACUGACUUUCUAUCCUGUAACUCAUGUUGCCUCAGCCUUGUGGUUGUAUGUGCGACUAGAGACCCCAAAAGCCGUCUACGAGGCAUAGAGAUCGUUGUAAUGAAUUUAAAUGUUAAGUUAUGGUGGUGGGAUAAGCACGAUUUCAGUAUUUCAAAGUAAAAUGUGCAGAAAGCUAAUUUAUUAAAAAAAAAGACUAAAGCACAACUACCCCAAACAUACAGUAUAUGAUUUACAAGUGCCUCAAAAAAUUUGGGAGCAUGUGAAUGAGUUGGGAGUCCACAUGAUGGACACAUCAUCAAUCAGUGAUAAGGCACUUAACAUUUUACAUUGAAGUGUCUACUGUAUGUCUCACUCCUUUCAAAUAUGUGCAAGUUGAGAACGGGCACAGAAUUCCUUUCAUCUAAAAGCAUCGUCAAGAAACAAUUAAAUCAUAAGAUCUUUUUCAUAUAUGAGGCCUGAGUCAGUUCAGAGGGAUACAGUGUAGUCUGUCAUUUUUACAGAGCAGAAAAGAGCCAAGAGCGCAGCUUAUCAGUUAAUGAGGGAGCACCUAUGCUGAGGGAAGCUGCCAAUGAGCUGGGGAUGAAGGUGUAGUGCAGUAAGCCCCAUUUACCCAGCAUCCCUGUGUCUCCAACCCACGCACGCCCAUGCAAUAGCCCCAUUACUCAGUGGAGGAUGUCUAGAUGCUGUGAAAUCCUGUUUUUAAAAUGUACUUGUUUGAAUUCAUUGUAAUGUAAUAUAUUCUUUGUUGAAUGUAGUAAUUAGGUAUUUAUGAAUAUAUGGCUGUGAUUUCAGACAAAAAAGAAAAUAAAAUAUUUCAAAAAUGUUAA